CCCGCCUCAUUUUCCGAGCCCGAGGUCCGGGUCCUGAGCGCGCAAGCGGUCAAUUCGCUGAUGCGCAGUCGGAUUCGCUCGCACGGGUCCGCCAUGCCGGCCGUUUCGCCGAACAACGCCGACUCCUUCGUCUUCGAUGACUCGCCGCUGCCCAGUGAUGAGGAGGACGAGCAGCACUCCUUCGACACGGAGAUCUCCUUCGGCUCGGGCAUGCACCACAUCCAGCGGGCCGACGGCAUGAGCCGCCCCCGGCGUCGGCCAAAGUCCUCGCUCUCGGUGACCGACAGCCCCCGGAGUCCGGGCGCCGGUUCGAGCACCUCCUCCGCCGGCGACUACCGUGAUGGCGGCGACAGUGGCAGCCGGUCUGGCUCCGAGUCGCCGCCCGAGGUGGUGGACGCCUUCCCUGGUGGCGAGAACCCGACCUGGGCGCGGGCCUUUGUGGCCCUGCUGCCGAGUGUCGUCACCCUUUCGGCUCUCUGCUGCGGGAUCAGUUCAAUUCGCAGUGCCUACCUCGGUGAUUACCACAUGGCCGUGGGGCUACUGUCCCUCUCGGCCGUGCUUGACGGUCUUGACGGCCUGGUGGCUCGUCUGCUCAAUGCUACCUCGCAAUUUGGCGCGGAGCUUGACUCCCUCUGUGAUCUGGUCGACUUCGGCGUGGUCCCCUGCGUUGUGGUCUACCUUUGGGCCUCUCGCAUUGAGGACUCCGUGAUCUCGGAUCUGCACUUGUGGAUGUGCGGGCUCUUCUAUGCGGCCUGCUGCGCGUACCGGCUGGCCCGCUUCAACCUCACCAACAUCCUCUCGCCGAAGGCCGUCACCUACAUUGUCAGCCAGCGCCACAUUGCUCGUGAGCAGGCCGAGGCCAAUGGCCCGGCCACCAGCCCCGACCCGGCCCCCACGCGGCCGCUUUCCCGCCGCCACUUUGCCUACUACCGCGCCCUGCCCCGCCGGGCGCUGACCGGUUUCCGCAUCCGCGGCCAGCGCAUCCUCGAUGACUAUGUCUCGCGGCAGAAGUUCUUCCGCGGCGUGCCGGCCCCCAUGGGCGGGGCUCUGGCCCUUCUGCCGAUUGUCCUGUCGCUGGAGCUGGCUCACGGGGAGCAGGAUCUCACCCUGCCCGCUUGGCACCGUCGGUCCCUGGGCGAGGUGGCCGGCAUGCUGUUCGGCUCGCGCGCGGCCCGGUGGUGCCUCCCCCCGGGGGUGGGCCCGGUGGUGCUGGACGCGCGCGUUGUCGCGGCCAUCGUCCUGCUGUCUGUCGGCGUGCUGAUGGUCAGUCGCCUGCCGACCUUCUCCUCGAAGAUGAUUGUCCGGAACCCGGUCACCGAGUCGCACCUCCUCCCGCCCAAGUCCCCGCUCAUGGGCGUCCUCCGGAUUGCCAUCCUGCUGUUCAUCGCCGGUAGCCUGGUUCUGGCCCCCUGGCGCUUUGGCCUCCUUUUCAGCCUGCUCUACAUCGGCUCCCUGCCGAUCGGCCCGAUCGUCUGGCGGGCGGUCGACUGAGGAAAAGAGGGGCCCCGGUAUGUGUGUGUGUGUGUGUGUG
Messenger RNA from Fonticula alba, 1531 nucleotides. RefSeq lists its product as hypothetical. The coding region runs from base 61 to 1491 and encodes 476 amino acids. Lineage: Eukaryota; Rotosphaerida; Fonticulaceae. Gene Ontology annotation, molecular function: phosphotransferase activity, for other substituted phosphate groups. The transcript is spliced from 4 exons. The record is from RefSeq and is a predicted model, not a curated record. Gene Ontology annotation, cellular component: membrane. Gene Ontology annotation, biological process: phospholipid biosynthetic process.